Messenger RNA from Lethenteron reissneri (Far Eastern brook lamprey), 6012 nucleotides. RefSeq names its product tumor necrosis factor receptor superfamily member 1B-like. Gene Ontology annotation, molecular function: protein binding. Lineage: Eukaryota; Metazoa; Chordata; Hyperoartia; Petromyzontiformes; Petromyzontidae. The record is from RefSeq and is a predicted model, not a curated record. Gene Ontology annotation, biological process: signal transduction.
CCAACUAACAUCCCUGCUCACGACGAUCUUCUGAGCAACUUUAUAAACAAACUGCGAAUUUUAACCCGACGCCUUAUUAAGUGGGGGUUAGUGGAUUAAUAGUUUGGUUUUCUUGUCCAGCUAAACAGCUGUCCAAACCCUUCAUCCAAAGAAGGGAAGGCGGUGAGCGCGUCACAAAUUCCGGUAGUUCGUGUUUUUCUUUUGUUCCUGGUAACAAACACAAAAAACACCCAAGCGAGUCGCAGUUUGCGAGACCGGGCGGCGUUCUUAUACGAAGCUCUGGUUGACAAAAACAACUGUGCGUAGCUGUGCAUCACAUACGUGUGUGUGUGUAACCAUAUUAAUGUGGGUUGGUGGGUGACACGGCGGUCGUCGGGAGCUGAUUCAGUAAGGGCCACACACCCGCACAUGGCUCCCGUAAACGUGGAGCGAACAACGUGAUCACAGGUAAGCGGCUGGGCUCGACGAUUGAGGGCACGGGGCUUGGGCAGGACAGGUGGCUAAGGCGACUGUGUCGCUGGUUUACGAAGAGUAGCAGCCGCAGAAGCUGCCAGGUUUUAAACGACGUCCCUCGCAGAGACGGAGCGAUGCAAUCGGAUCGGUGAAUCAUCAUCUCUGGAGGCGACGACUUGGGGAGGCUGACUUUCAUCCUAGCAGUGGAUUGAGCUAGGCUGAUGCUGAUGAUGAUAAUAUACAAAUGUGAACUUUAACAGGGCAGUUUGUAUUAUAAUAUACGUUUUACAGGACGUCAAAUGUAGUCGCGGUUUUUUACGAUUUACGCGGACAAAUGUUAAGAUGAGGAAGUAACACGACGACCGUGGCACCGUGUCAAGCUGCACAGGAGGUGCACUGCUAUUGCGUGUGCUGCUGCUGCUGGUGUGUAUCGUGCCGGGGAGCGGUGGUGCACUGGUUAUCAACCACUGCGCGAUUGGGUCCGAUUCCCCAGUGUGGUAUAACUAAAUGUUGUGAUUCUGGGCCAACCCGAACUCGACUGUGGCCUUAAAUCAAUCCGGAGAGCACCUGCCUUGCGGUGUUUGUAACACAUCAGCAGUUCAGCAACCACCCUAACUCGUGAAUUAACACCGGUGGGGGGGUGAGGGUGUGCUGGCGAACAUCACCUUGCCCCGGCAGUCUGUGAAAGGGUGGAUGGGUGGCUUAUAGGGGAGGAGGACUCUGGCAAGAGGACACUGCAAUUCAAACGCAACGCUUCAUCUCCACGGACGCUCUCGCAGGACGCAAGCUGAUGAAAGCCUAAGGGUUGUACAGCCGCCACUAUCGCCACUCUCUCAGCGGCAGCGGCGGCGGCGGCGGCAGCAGCAACAACGUCGGAAACGACGAGGACGAUGCCAUUCCUACCGGGACACCUGGAGCAUCCCGCGACGCGCCUGUGCCGCCCGUGCCCGGCCGGCGAAAUGGCGCUGACGGAGUGCACCGCAGCCCGGGAGACCGAGUGCAUCCCCUGCCAGCCGGGCACCUACACGGACAAACCCAACACGCUGCACCACUGCCUCCUGUGCCGCCGCCCCUGCGCCGGCCUGGAGCGAGAGGAGUCGAGCUGCGAGGCCACCUCGCCCCGCCACUGCGUUUGCAAGCCCGGCGCCUACCUGGUCGACGGGCGGUGCCAUCAGCACCGCGAGUGCCCGCCCGGGUACGGGGUGCACAGGCGCGGCACCAACGAGACGGACGUGGAGUGCAAGCGGUGCCUCUCCUACUACUUCUCGCUGGAAGUGCCGGGGAAGGACGGCGCGGCUCGGUUCUGCCGGCGGCACACGAACUGCCAGGAGCGCGGGCUGAAGGUCCUGCGCAUCGGGACGAGGAAGAACGACACCGUGUGUGCCAAGAACGUGACUAUGACUCGCGGCGGUCCCAGUCGCACCUCCCUGCUGUCGCCACCCCCCACCAAGCCCUGCGGACCCGAUGACAAGUUCCGUGACGAUGCGAUGCCCUGGUACCACGCGUACGGCCACGUCGCCAUAGUCGUAAGCCCCGCCAUCAUCAUCGUCCUCGCCAUCGUCAUCGUCGUCCUCAUCGGAGUCAUCGUGUGGCAGCGCCGAUGCUUGAGGAAAAUGAAGCUGCAGAAAUUAUGCAACUCGGAUUCACCAGUGACGCACUGGUUGAUGGCGACCAAGAAAGAAGGUGACAAGGUCUACGUGCUCAAUGACGUGGCACUGAAGAUAGGCACCGACUGGAGCAAACUCCUGGGACAGCUGGGCAUCAGCGAUUGGGCCGUCUUCCAGCAGCAGCACCCGCACAGCAUUCACAAGCAGGCGCUGUCCGCGCUGGAGCACUGGGCCCACAAGGACAGAAACAGAUGCGUGGACGACCUACGCCGAGGCCUGGAGCGAAUCGAUCGCAGGGAUGUUCUGGACACCCUGGAUGACCUCGUCGAUCCGCAGCUGUAGCCCCAUCAGAGGGGGUGCAACGAACAGGACUACAUGGGGCGUCUGUGCAAAUAGAAAUCAACGAAGGAAAUUGUGUAGGUAUGAACAACAGCAAGACUUAACGAAGAAAGAAAACACAACUGUGCACUGUAUUUACAUUUCGCGCCGUCGUCUCCGGAAUCCGAUGGGACAUCAAAAUGAUUUGCAGUGUGUUGGGUUAGGAUAAAGGUGCAGCCCUGCAACUGCUUGUUCAUGCUGGCGGAAGGGCCUCUACGAGAGACAACCCUAGAUAGCGCCUCUAGAGGGCACUUGGCCUCCUCUUCUACACUGGCCAGACAUCUUGGAGGAGGUUGCAGAACCCACACUUAACACCACCAAUACUAAACCUGCCCGUUGACUAAAUUGUGAUGGAAAAAACAGGACCAAUUUCUCUAUUACCGAUUGCAAAAUGUGCUAUUUAGUCAGAGCAGCAUGACUUUGUGCGCAAUGAAGCUGCAAUGCUACACUACUGUGCCACACUACUUGUUGACAUUGCUGUGUCAAACAGCUCAAGGACACUACUGCACCAAUCUUCUUGGUGACACUGCUGUGGCCAAACUGCUCAUAAACACUGCUGUCCCACACUGCUAAGUGACAUUGCUGUGGCCAAACUGCUCAAGGACACUACUGCAUCAAUCUUCUUGGUGACACUGCUGUGGCCAAACUGCUCAGAAACACUGCUGUCCCACACUGCUAAGUGACAUUGCUGUGGCCAAACUGCUCAAGGACACUACUGCAUCAAUCUUCUUGGUGACACUGCUGUGGCCAAACUGCUCAGAAACACUGCUGUCCCACACUGCUAAGUGACAUUGCUGUGGCCAAACUGCUCAAGGACACUACUGCACCAAUCUUCUUGGUGACACUGCUGUGGCCAAACUGCUCAAAAACACUGCUGUGCCACACUACUCGGUGACGCCGCUAAGCCAAACUGAUCAGAGAAACUUCUAUUGCCACACCGCUCGUUGACACUCCCGUGACAAACGUUUCAAGAGCUGCUCGUGCAAAGGCACAGUCGCGAAUACAUCUACGGUGGAACGCUACGACAAUUCGCAAACACCGGCAUCUCCACUCCGCGCACACGCCGUGACUCAAUGGGCAAAGUGCACACACAACCUUUCUGCGAGAAGGGGCAGAGAUAGAACACAGGUCACUCCCCCGCCCCCCCCACACCGCUAUUUCAUUCGUUGCAUCGAUGCCCAUGCCAUCCGUGUUCAGCUACUUGCGUCGACCGAUCGUCAAGCACGAAAACCCAAGCCGGAACGCGAAUCUCAAAAUCAUCGGGGGUGGCAGCACGUUCAUCGUCAUUUCUCGAGUGCACGUAAAAAUCUCCGACACGAAGAGCCAGUUCGCCUUUUUGCGCAACGGUGUUUGUUGUCUUGGUGCCUUCAAUCCUGUCCGGAUGUUUCAGCCACCCUUCAGUCCCCUGUGCGCGCGCCUGUCCGACCGUGAUCGAACGCCAAUCGACGUGUCCCUCAAAUGUCGCUCGCCGAGGAUGAUUUUGUGCCCGUGGACCAGAGGCGAUGGUUUGGUUACCACCUGAGCAGUGCCGGAUUAAGCUAGUGCGGGGCCUGUAGCAUAUGUUAUAAAGGGGCCCUAAAUUUUAAAAAAAAAACAUUAAAACAGCAAAUAUAUAUUCUAGAUUUGAAGCUUUCGUGACUGCAAGGAUUCAUAUUCUUAGGUUUUUUCUGUGACGGUUCCACCUGAAGACGGAAGCUUGUGUUGUCUCCGAAACGUCGUGAUUUCUAUUUUAUUUUAUAUUUAUUAAUUUUAGUGUUUUACCUACGUGACUUUACCGAAAAAACCUAAGAAUACGCAAACUAUAUCUUGCAUAGUAAAGUAAUUGUAUUAUUUCAUUUGCUAUACAGACAGAUAAUACAACAAAUCGCUAACCUUAAACACCCAGUCGUUCGUAAAAGUUGAAGGCGGUAUAGUACUAUAGUAAUAGAGCAAGUGCAGAAUCACUAAACCGGAAUUGAUAGCUUGAAAGCAUUUAGCGCGAGGCCCUUGAAAGUGCGGGGCCCGUAGAAUACGUAGCUACUUUUGCUACGAGGAUAAUCCGGCACUGCACCUGAGCAGCCAAAACAUUGUUGGUGUGAAUUUCUAGACCCUAGGGUGUAGUGCAGGCCGUGAGUGAUAUUUUAACCAUACUUCACCACGCUGGUAAGUGUAGGUUGCUGACCGUAGGUGAUGGUGCAGAACAACAGUGGAUGUUUCUUCUGCACCGCCCUCAAUGUCUAUGGCGCCCGUCUUUGCGCAUGCUGAUCGCCCAACCCGAGGGCUAUCCAGGCUCAACCCUGCCAGACUUCUUGGAUCUGAUCAGAUUUGAGUAGAUUGCAUGGAACUUUCAUAACGUUACACCACACGUUUAACAUGCAAUUAAACGAAGGGAUCAAUGAGUUGGUAUAUUUUGUGUCGGCAAAUAGACUGACUUCUUGUAACUUGAAACGGGUCUCCCGGACCCAACCGCUGGAUCAGUGCAGGCUGUAGAAAUUGGGGUUUGUAUUCUUGGGAUAACAAACGUCAUGAAGUUAUAUGAGACAUCUCCUUUACCAGUGGCAAAAUAUAGUAGUAGGUUUUUACCCUUUCAACUGGUACAAAAACUGACACCUUUAUACAAGGCAUCAUGUUUGCAAUAACCACAACACAAGCAGUCAAAAUGCAAACAAAAAGAAACAUAUCAUUACCAUCAUCAGAGUUGUUUAGUUUUGUUUGCAUGUUGACUGCUUGUGUUGUGGUUAUUGCAAACAUGAUGCCUUGUAUAAAGGUGUCAGUUUUUGUACCAGUUGAAAGGAUAAAAACCUACUACUAUGUCAUGAAGUUCAUUAAUAAGUUAUGCGGUGUUUCGCAGCAUUGAUAGUGAUAUAAUUUUACCUGUGUUUACUUUACUUCAGUCACUGUAAUGCUCCACAGAAGCACAAAUAUGGGUUUUUUUGUUAAUAUAAAUAGAAUGGAGUUUUGUAUGUAUGUACCGCAGGUUGAACUUCUUUCGCACCGUACGUAAGUGGUUGCUAAUCGGAGGUGCCGCGCAACGACGUCUCUGGUUUACGAUGAAAUGGGCCCCAUCGUGAAGUUAGAUGGCUCUUGUCAAUAUUGUAACAACAACAACAACCUGAUAGCACAAGUGUCUGUGUGUGUGUGUUCUGUUUAACGAGCCUGACUGCUCUAGAGCCAAAACCAGUCGAGAUUUGUUUUUGGUUGUGCCAAUAAAUGCUGCUGGUAUAUGUAGUGGUCGUAAAUGCUAAGAACGAUUUCAUGUGUAACGCCGUUUUCAACUGUAAUUUACUUCCUUCUAUCGCGUGGUUAUAAAAAAAAAAUCCGAAGAAACCCGACUAAGUUUGUCAUCCCAGAUGAUAUCACGAAACGAAACAUCUGCGUCUGAGCACCGGUGGCCUGUUGGCUUGAGACGAACAAUGACUCAUCGAUUUGCAUGCCACAAAAUGCACAUUCACGGCAGCGGGGAAAUGUAGACCGCUUUGUUACCUGACAUACGGUGACACAUUUGCGAAUCAGCAAAACAAUUGUCAAGAAACCCCCCAUCCCACUUCAAAAAAUUGGUGUUACUUCGCAAAGGGUAUUGCUCAUCAGUUCAGAU